Pteropus alecto (black flying fox) is the source of this 876-nucleotide messenger RNA. RefSeq names its product phosphotyrosine interaction domain containing 1 (gene PID1). Gene Ontology annotation, cellular component: cytoplasm. NCBI's taxonomy places the organism in Eukaryota, Metazoa, Chordata, Mammalia, Chiroptera, Pteropodidae. The record is from RefSeq and is a predicted model, not a curated record. The transcript has 3 exons. Gene Ontology annotation, biological process: regulation of cell population proliferation; negative regulation of D-glucose import across plasma membrane; regulation of mitochondrial membrane potential. Bases 1 to 747 code for a protein of 248 amino acids.
AUGACUCUUCUCUUGGAAAAACGCAAAUGUACAAUCAAGUUUGUGCUGAAUUUCUCGGAUCCUGUCGUGAUGGCUAAACUCCACCUCUGUGGCCUCCGCUGCAGAUUCCAGGUGAGAGCAGACUACCCUGUGGCCCUGGAAAGUCCCGUGUCGUCGUGGGCCCUGGUCAGUGUCGCAGAGUGGAGAGCUCACCGCAUAAUCCGCUGUCAGCGCUUCUGCAUCUGCAGGCUUCCUAACAUGUUGCAAGAGGAAGCUAACGGAAUAGUCAGGGUUACCUAUCUGGGUAAAGUCCCCACCACAGGCAUGCAGUUUUUGUCAGGCUGCACAGAAAAGCCAGUCAUUGAGCUCUGGAAGAAGCACACAUUAGCCCGAGAAGACAUCUUUCCAGCCAACGCGCUCUUGGAAAUCCGACCAUUUCAAGUGUGGCUCCAUCACCUCGACCACAAAGGUGAGGCUACCGUCCACAUGGAUACCUUCCAGGUGGCCCGCAUCGCCUACUGCACUGCCGACCACAACGUGAGCCCCAACAUCUUCGCCUGGGUUUACAGGGAGAUCAACGAUGACCUGUCCUACCAGAUGGACUGCCACGCUGUCGAGUGCGAGAGCAAGCUGGAAGCCAAGAAGCUGGCCCACGCCAUGAUGGAGGCCUUCAAGAAGACUUUCCACAGUAUGAAGAGCGAUGGCCGGAUCCACAGGGACAGCUCAUCCGAAGAGGUUUCCCAGGAAAUGGAAUCCGAUGACGGCUGAAUGAACUUAGGAUGCUUCAGCAAAGGCAGCAUUGGUCAAGGAAUUCCAGACGAUAGAUGAAUAAGCAACGAUUCAAAUUUGGGAUGAAAGACUGCCAAACUAUUGGCCAACCAAGCUUUUUAAAUUCAG